Messenger RNA from Aspergillus aculeatus ATCC 16872, 7287 nucleotides. RefSeq lists its product as uncharacterized. The record is from RefSeq and is a predicted model, not a curated record. Lineage: Eukaryota; Fungi; Ascomycota; Eurotiomycetes; Eurotiales; Aspergillaceae. The annotation marks the transcript as partial. The transcript has 3 exons. Gene Ontology annotation, molecular function: phosphopantetheine binding; 3-oxoacyl-[acyl-carrier-protein] synthase activity; fatty acid synthase activity. Gene Ontology annotation, biological process: fatty acid biosynthetic process; secondary metabolite biosynthetic process.
ACCGGCACCCCCGAGCCCAUCGCCAUUGUAGGCAUGGGCUGCCGCUUCCCGGGCGGGGCCAACACCCCCAGCAAACUAUGGGAUCUUCUAUGCGCCAAGCGCGACGUGCAGCGCCGCAUCCCGACGGACCGGUUCCACGUCGACGCCUUCUACGACCGGGACGGCGAGCGCGCCGGCUGCCUCAACGUGCGAGAGGCCUACACGCUGGACGAGGACAUCCGGCAAUUCGACGCGGCGUUCUUCAAGACCAACGCGCUCGAGGCCGAGGCCAUGGACCCGCAGCAGCGCCUGCUGCUGGAGACGGUGUACGAGGCGCUGGAAUCGGCGGGCGGGGUGAUGGAAGACCUGCAUGGCUCCGACACCGCCGUGUAUGUGGGCGUGAUGACGGGCGACUACCACGAGCUGCUGCUGCGCGACCCCGAGGACAUGCCCAAGUACAUGGCCACCGGCACGGCGCGGAGCAUCCUGUCGAACCGCAUCUCGUACUUUUUCGACUGGACGGGCCCCUCGAUGACCAUCGACACCGCCUGCUCGUCCAGUCUGGUCGCCGUGCACGAGGCCGUCCAGGCCCUACGCCAGGGCCGCUCCACCCUCGCCUGCGCCGCCGGCGCCAACCUCAUCCUCGGCCCCGAGAUGAUGAUCUCCGAGUCCAAGCUGCACAUGCUCUCACCCACCGGCCGCAGUCGCAUGUGGGACGCCGGGGCCGACGGCUACGCCCGCGGCGAGGGCUUUGCCGCCGUCAUGCUCAAGACGCUGAGCCAGGCGGUCGCGGACGGCGAUUAUGUCUAUGGGGUCAUCCGCGAGACUGGGGUCAACUCCGAUGGACGAACGAACGGAAUCACCCUCCCCGGAGCAGACUCACAGACGGCAUUAAUUCGACAGACGUAUGCACGCGCUGGGCUGGACAUCGACUCCCAGCGGUGUCAGUACUUCGAGGCCCACGGGACUGGUACCGCUGCGGGAGACCCCAUCGAGGCGCGUGCGAUCUACAAUGCAUUCUUUGCCUCGUCCAGCGAGCAGGCAGAAACGCCGCUGUACGUCGGGUCGGUGAAGACGGCGGUCGGACAUCUCGAGGGCACAGCCGGACUGGCGGGACUGGUCAAGGCCGUCGAAGCCGUGCGGCGUGGGGUGAUUCCCCCGAAUAUGCUGUUCGAGUCGCUGAACCCGGAAAUCCAGCCGUUUUACCACCGACUCGCGGUUCCGACAGACACGAUCCCAUGGCCGGAGGUGCGGGAGGGAGAGCCGCGUCGCGCGAGUGUGAACUCUUUCGGCUUCGGCGGAACCAACGCGCACGCUAUCAUCGAGUCGUACGACAACCCACAUCGACGGCCAUCAUCUGCCACAUCCUCCCUCUACACACCCCUAGUCCUGUCCGCCAACUCGGAAAGCUCACUGCGCGGCCAAGUCGAAGCCUUGCACGCGUUCCUCUCCACCACCGACACCCCCGUCCAACACAUCCUCCACACUCUCCAGACCCGGCGCUCACAACAUCCCGUGCGCGCCACCUUCUCCGCCCCCGACCGCGACACCCUCAGCACAGCCCUCUCCAAAGCCGUCGCCAGUGACUCCACACUCGGGACCCGCGUCGACAAGAGACCUGCGAAGCCACGGAUCCUGGCCGUCUUCACGGGCCAAGGUGCGCAAUGGCCGACCAUGGGCCGGGAAAUUCUGCGGGCCUCCCCACUCGCCCAACGAACCCUCUCCACCCUGCAAUCCGCCCUAGACACGCUCCCCGACGGCCCCGACUGGUUGCUGUCCACCGAAAUUCUCGCCGACAAAGACACCUCGCGUCUCGCCUCGGCCAGCGUGGCGCAGCCUCUCUGCACGGCCGUGCAGAUCCUGGUCGUGGACCUCCUCCGUCUGGCCGGGAUCACACCCAGCGUCGUCGUGGGCCACUCCAGCGGCGAGAUCGCCGCCGCGUACGCCGCGGGCAUGAUCUCGGCGGCUGAGGCGAUCCGCAUCGCGUACUACCGCGGGGUGCACGCCUCGCUGGCGCGCGGGCAGAACGGCCAACGCGGUGGGAUGAUGGCGGUGGGGAUGUCGUACGACGAGGCGACGGAAUUCUGCGAGGAGAAUUUUGCCGAACGGAUCGAGGUGGCGGCCAGUAAUGCACCCAGUAGCGUGACGUUAUCCGGGGAUGAGGAUGCGAUUGCAGAGGCGAAGGCGAUCCUCGACGAGCGGGGCGUGUUCGCGCGACCGCUGCGGGUUGAUACGGCGUACCACUCCGCGCACAUGAUCCCGUGCUCCGAACCCUACCUCGACUCCCUGGCUGCGUGUGAGAUCGCCCCCCAGGAGGCGAGGGAGGGGUGUGUGUGGGUAUCCAGUGUGCACGGCGCGCGGAUGGAGGGAUACCGCGUGGACACGCUGACCGGGGAAUACUGGAACGAUAACAUGGUCAGUCCGGUGAUGUUCUCCACGGCUGUGGAGAUGGCGCUCAGCGAGGAGGCAGCGUGCGAUGUGGCGAUCGAGAUCGGCGCACAUCCCGCCCUCAAGGGACCCUUCACCCAGACCGCCAAGCAGGUGGCAGCAGCAGCAUCCAGUGCGACACCGCUCCCCUACAGCGGGACCCUGAGUCGGGGACAGCAUGACAUCGAGGCGCUCAGCGAGACGCUGGGGUACCUGUGGCUGCAUCUCGGGGCGAAGGCGGUCGCCUUCCCUGCCUACACCUCGGCCUUUACCGACGCACUCCCGCAGUGGGUGCCCGACCUGCCGCGGUACAGCUGGGACCACCGCCAGUCUUUCUGGCGCGAGUCCACCAAAUCCGCCAACUUCCGGUCGCGGCUCCCGCGGCACCCGCUACUGGGGGUGCGGUCGACUGAGGAUCUCGACCAGGAGAUGCGGUGGGCGAUCACCCUGCGCACGCAGGAGCUGCCCUGGCUGGAGGGCCACAAGGUCGAGGGGCAGGUCAUCUACCCCGCGGCCGCGUAUCUGGUGAUGGCGAUGGAGGCCGCCCACAACCUGGUGGGCGAGGGACUGAGCGUGCAGAUGCUGGAGCUGUUCGACGUGGAGAUCGCCAACGCCAUCCCGCUGCCGGAGGACGGCAAGGGGGUGGAGGUGCAGUUCACCCUCGUCCCGUCCCCAGGGAACGCAAAGUCCGAGACCAAGACGGCGCAGUGGGCGUGCUACGCCCGCACCGCGGGGACCGGCAAGUCUUCGUGGCGCAGCAACGCGCGCGGCACUGUGCGUGUCGUCCUGGGGCCUGCCGCCGACGAAGACUUGCCCCCGCGCAACCCGCCGACCGGGGUUUUCCACGAGGUGAAGACGGAGCGGUUCUACGAGGCCCUCACAGCCAUCGGGUUACACUACACCGGUCCCUUCCGGGGACUGGACAGCGUGCACCGCCGGUCCGGGACGGCCAUGGCGACGGCAACCCAGAUCCCGGCCGCGGAGCUGGGCGUCCCCAUCCACCCCGCCGUUCUGGACGCAGCCUUCCAGACGCUGUUCGCAGCCUACUGCUGGCCCGAGGACGGGAGCCUGCGCGCGCCGUUCGUGCCAACGGGCCUGCAGAGUCUGCGCAUUGUCAACCGCGACCUCGUGCAGGCCAGCGCACAGCUCACCGUCGACGCAGCCAUCACGCACUCCUCGGGGACGACCAUCAUCGCGGACCUGGACCUGUACAGCCCCGCCGCCGCGGGCCUCAUCCAGCUCCAAGGCCUACGGUGUUCCAGCCUGACGCCCCCCGGCCCAAGAGACUACAAAGAGCUGUACACGCAGACCGCGUGGGAGGUAGAUCUCUCCAGCGGCCUCGCCGCACUCUCUUCCGUCUCCGACUCCGACUCCCCGUCCAAUCUAGCCCUAGUCGACCUCAGCGAACGCCUGGCCUACUACUACCUCCGCCACCUCAACACCACCAUCCCGCGCUCGGCGGUCCCGCAAAUGGAAUGGCACCACCAGCGCAUUUUCGAGUGGAUCGACCACCUCUUCCCCCUCGUCACCAGCGGCAAGCACCCAACCAUCCGUCCCGAAUGGAGCACCGACACCAAACCCCACCUCCUCGCCCUGGCAUCCCAAUACCCUGACUCCGUCGACCUCCAACUCAUCCGCGCCGUCGGCGAGCACCUCCCCGCCGUCGUCCGCGGCGAAGCCUGGAUGCUCGAGCACAUGGUCGCCAACGACACGCUGGACCGGUUCUACAAGUUCGGACUCGGGUUCGCCCGGGCGAACGGGUAUAUGGGCCGGGUGGCGGGGCAGAUCGCGCACCGCUACCCUAGAUCCCGGAUUUUAGAGAUCGGAGCAGGAACGGGCGGCGCGACCAAAGGGAUACUCGAGGCCCUUGAUGGCAGGUUUGAGAGGUAUACCUUUACGGAUAUCUCGACGGGGUUUUUCGAGGCUGCUGCUACGCAGUUUGAGCGGUGGGCGGGGAAGAUGAGCUACAGGGCGUUGGAUGUGGAGAAGGAGUUAAGUAGCCAGGGGUGGGAUGGGGAGGAGGCUGGGUUCGAUGUCAUUGUGGCGUCGAAUGUGUUACAUGCUACUAAGUCGCUGCGCAAGACGAUGGAGAAUGUGAGACGGCUGUUGAAGCCGGGCGGGUUUCUGUUGCUGUUGGAGGUGACGAGUGAGAUUGUUAGGGUCAAGUUGAUGAUGGCGGGGUUGCCGGGGUGGUGGCUGGGGGGCGAGGAUGGACGGCGGUAUGGGCCUACGAUUACGGUAGAGCAGUGGGAUACUCUUCUCAAGGAGACGGGGUUCGCCGGGGUCGAUCAUGUCGUGAAUGAUUUUGUGGAUGAGAGCAAGUAUAUGACCUCGGUUAUGGUGACGCAGGCCGUUGAUGCAGAUGUGCGGUUGCUGCGCGAGCCGCUGAGCGCGGGCUGGACGCUGCCGCCGGUAACGGUUGUUGGUGGCCAGAAGGGGCUGGCGGGGCGGGUGGUCGAGGCCCUCGGGAGUGCGGGGAGUGUUCAGCUGGUCGAGAAUCUGGAAGGGUUGUUUGUUCAGCCUGAUAUCUCGGUUACCUCGUUGGUGAUUCUGGAGGACUUCGAUCACCCUGUGCUGGAGGACUUUACCCCAUGCAAGUUGGAGGCGCUGCAACGCGCCCUCCCCGAGUGCAGGCAGCUGCUCUGGGUGUCCGGCCAGUGCCGCGAGAAGAACCCCUACGGCAAUAUGGCCAUCGGGCUGUGUCGUGCGAUCGCGGCUGAGCAGCCGCACAUCCAGUUCCAGCACCUCGACAUUGAAGACGCGGUCGAUGCAGGGGCCGCGAAGGCUGUGACGGAGGCGCUGGUGCGGUUGGUGUUUGCCUCGCAGACGCGUCUGGCGACCAAGAACGUCCUGUGGACCUGCGAGCCGGAGCUGGUGCGCGAGAAUGGCCAGUGGCUCGUCCCGCGGAUCGUUCCCGAUAAGCGGCUGAAUGACCAGCUGAAUGCGCGGAAGAUGGUCGUGCAGGGCAUGGCUACGUCUGAGGAGAAGCUCGAGCUGGUGAAGCAGGCGGAGCGGUAUGUGCUGUCGCCUGCGCUGCCGUCUGUUGUUGAGAAGGAUGGUGCGGUGGAGGUCAAGGUAACGCACGCGCUGGUGAAUGCGGUGCAGCUGGAUCAAGGCUCGGUUUGCGUGGUGUCUGGAAACUUGUUGAGUAAGCCUGAUGUCCAGGUUAUUGCAUGCACCAACUCGGUGCGUUCGGUGGUCACUGUGUCAGAGGAGAUGGUGUUUCCGGCUGAAAACGCCAGCCCGCCGCUGCUCCAGACAGUUGCCUUCGGGCUUGUCGCCGAUGAGUGGCUGCAUGGCUUGUCAUCGUCGGAUGUACUGGUUCUCCACCAGGCUGAUGAGCAACUGGGUCGUGUGUUGAGGAGCAAGGCUGCAGAAGCCGGUGUGAAGGUGGUUGAUGUGCGCACGCAUGCCUAUGCCUCCGAGCGCAGCAUUCGCGCACAGAUCCCGCCCUCGACCAAGCUACUCGUCGACUUCGCUCAGUCUUCUGUGCAGUGGGAGCGCAUCCUCCCGGCGCAGUGUAAGAUUCGGAGCUAUGGCGAUGCCAUCGCUCCUGGAACCAGCAUCGCCGACACCGCCAACUUGAACACCUCCCAGCUGCAGAGGGCCAUCUCCUGGGCGCAGCAGCAGCAACCCGCCGACACAGCCCUCGAGACAAUCCCGGCUGCAGAGCUGGCCACCACACCUACUCCUUCCUACCACGCUAUCCUCUCUUUCUCCCCCUCCACAACCAUCCCCACCAUCACGCGCCCCGUCAAUCCAGCCCUCCUCUUCCGUCCCGACAGAACUUACCUGUUGGUGGGCUGCACCGGCGGCCUCGGCCAAUCGCUAUGUCGAUGGAUGGUCCUCAACGGCGCGCGCCACCUAGCCCUAACCACCCGGAACCGCACGCGCAUCUCGACCACCUGGCUGGCCGACCUCGCCCAACUAGGCGCCAAUGUACAGCUCUUCGAAGCCGACGUCGCCGACAUGGCCUCUCUCACCGCCAUCCACCAGACCAUAACCACCGGCAUGCCCCCCAUCGCCGGAAUCGCCAACGCCGCCAUGGUCCUAUCCGACCGCUCGUUCGGCGAACUCAAGCACACCGACUUCACCACCGUCUUCGGCCCCAAGGUCCUAGGCACGAAGAACCUCGACACGCUAUUCCACUCCCAAAAGCUAGACUUCUUCAUCAUGUUCUCCUCGCUGGCCAGCAUCGUCGGAAACCGGGGCCAGAGCAACUACGUCGCGGCCAACCUGUUCAUGUCGACCGUCGCGGCGCAGCGGCGGGCCCGCGGGCUCGCGGCGUCGGUGUUCCACAUCGGGAUGGUCCUGGGGGUCGGGUACGUCAGCACCACGGGAGUUUAUGAAACGACGCUCCGACAGUACAAGUACAUGCCGAUCGCCGAACCCGAGUUCUGGGAUAUGUUCGCGCAGGCAAUCGUCAUCGGCCACCCCACCCUUGCCGGGGGCCAUGCGCCGGAGAUGAUCACGGGGUUGCAUAGACACAGUCUCCGCGAGGAGGUGGCUAAGGCGUUCUGGGCGGAGAAUCCGCGGUUUAGUCUGCAUACCCUUGUCGAGGAAAGUCAGACGGUGGUAGUCGAUGCAGCGUCGGCCAAGCAGGUCCCGUUGGCGGAGGCGGUCGCGGAGGCCGAGACGUUGGAGGAGGUGGACGGCGUCAUCCAAGAGGCGUUUGUCGUGAAGAUGGAGCGGAUGCUGCAGGCGGCGAAAGGGUCAAUCGAGCGCGGUCAGCCACUGAUCAAUUUAGGCGUGGACUCGUUGAUUGCUGUGGAGAUUCGGUCGUGGUUCUUGAAGGAGUUGGAGGUGGACAUGCCGGUGCUCAAGCUGGUGGGCGGCAUGUCCGUCGGGGAGUUGUGUCGGGAGGCGGCGAGUGAGGUGCUC